AUGCUCAUAUACAAAUAUCUGCCUUGCUCGAUCCAGAAGCUACGCGAAGCAGCAAAAGGCAAGGAACAUUCUGUGUUGAUGCAUUGGGUAAAGGAUAUAGUGAACCAUUUCUGGUAUUGCUGUCAGCGUGCAAGUACUGUAGAGCAGUUUAAGAUACUGUGGCAUGGAGUACUACAUCAUGUACGCAAUGAACACACAUGGGCCACAGGGUUCUGUGAGCAUGAGCCAUUGGAUGACAGCAGUCAAGAUAAGCCGUGGAUACAGCAAGGUUCUGCUGCUCAUCAGACCCUGACUGCUAUUGUUUUGAAUAAACGCUGGCUUAAAAAUGUGAAAAAGUACAUAACAUUCAGAACUACGUCAGAUUUGGAGAGUUUUCAGAACCAUAUUCUGAUUGUCUGGAUACUUGGUCCUAAUGCGCCACACAACACAGCUUGGUAUGACCACCCUAUUGCCCUCCCCUAA
Knipowitschia caucasica is the source of this 462-nucleotide messenger RNA. Lineage: Eukaryota; Metazoa; Chordata; Actinopteri; Gobiiformes; Gobiidae. The record is from the annotation of a GenBank genome assembly.